AUGGAUUGUGCUGAUUCCGGAUGUUCGUUCCAAGUCUCGGCCGACACCGAGAAAUUUCUUUGCGACCGUUUGUUGGAUCAAAACCAACCGAUUUCGGAGCGAUUCAGAGUCCUCUUCUCUCUUCGCAACCUCCGUGGGCCUGCCCCUCGCAAUGCCCUCGUUCAAGCAACAAGGGAUGCUUCGAACCUGCUGGCACAUGAGGCUGCAUUUGCAUUGGGUCAGAUGCAAGAUGCUGAUUCUAUUCCUGCUUUGGAAGCUGUUCUAAAUGAUCUUUCCUUGCAUCCCAUUGUUCGCCAUGAGGCUGCAGAAGCUCUUGGUGCAAUUGGUUUAGAAAGUAAUAUUGGUCUUUUGAAGAAUAGUUUGGCCAUGGAUCCAGCUCAAGAAGUUCGGGAAACAUGUGAACUAGCUUUGAGUCGAAUUGAGGAGCUGAAGAACACCUCACCCACAAAAUCAUCACCUUUCUUGUCAGUCGACCCUGCUGCACCUGCUUCUUUUUCUUCUGUGCAGGAAUUAAGGGAAGUUUUAUUGAAUGAAUGCAAUAGCAUGUAUGAGAGGUAUGCCGCACUUUUUGCACUUCGAAACCUUGGAGGAGAGGAAGCCAUAUCUGCUAUUAUUGAAUCCCUAGGUGCAAAAAGUGCUCUUCUAAGGCAUGAGGUUGCCUAUGUCUUGGGCCAGUUGCAGAACAAAAAGGCUUCAGAUGCUCUAUCCCAAAUCCUUAGGGAUGGUAGUGAACAUCCGAUGGUUAGACAUGAAGCUGCUGAAGCUCUUGGUUCAAUUGCAGACGAUCAAUGUAUCACACUGCUUGAGGAAUUUGCUAAGGAUCCUGAACCUAUAGUCUCACAGAGCUGUGAAGUUGCUCUCAGUAUGCUUGAUUUCGAGAGAUCAGGAAAAUCAUUUGAGUACCUCUUCAUGCAGGUGCCUCAAUUGCAGCAAGAGUCAUAA
Messenger RNA from Fraxinus pennsylvanica, 942 nucleotides. The record is from the annotation of a GenBank genome assembly. Lineage: Eukaryota; Viridiplantae; Streptophyta; Magnoliopsida; Lamiales; Oleaceae.